AUUUCCGGCCCCCACCCUCGUGGCUGGCGCAGGUGAUGGUUGUCUCUCGGGUCGGCCGCGGUAUGGGCCCCGGGCCCUUGCCUGCCUUCCAAGCAGCUGUGGAGUGUCAGUGAGCGCAGGUGGAGUUUAGCGCCGGGCAGGGACACUUGGCGGUGCAGGCGUUUUCCUGUGUGAAGGCUAUCUUUGGGAGUGGAGGCCGAUUCCAGCAUAAAGCAAGGAAGAGGCAGACGAUCGUCUGAAUGGACAAGAAGAGUUUGUGUGUCAAAAUCAGAACAAGAUGAAGUCAUACCAACCAGAAAAAAAUUAUUUGUCGUAGCAUGGCCGGCAAAGGACCUGUGUGUGUGUAUUCCUACUGAUGAAUGAAAAAAUACCAACAUUCCCAUAGGAAAAUGGCAAAUCCAGAGCAACUUCAUUGUUGUCAUACACCCAGGUUCAACAACCCUAAGGAUUGGGCGAGCUACAGACACACUUCCUGCUAGCAUUCCUCAUGUAAUUGCACGAAGGCACAAACAACAAGGGCAGCCACUAUACAAGGACAACUGGCUCCUAAGGGAAGGACUAAAUAAACCAGAAAGUAAUGAACAAAGACAAAAUGGCCUUAAAAUGGUGGAUCAAGCAAUAUGGUCUAAAAAGAUGUCAAAUGGUACAAGACGGAUUCCCGUGUCCCCUGAACAGGCACGCUCCUACAACAAGCAGAUGCGACCUGCAAUUUUAGAUCACUGUUCUGGAAAUAAGUGGACAAACACGUCUCAUCACCCUGAGUUUUUGGUGGGAGAAGAGGCUUUGUAUGUUAAUCCAUUGGACUGUUACAAUAUUCACUGGCCUAUCAGAAGAGGUCAGUUAAAUAUUCACCCAGGACCUGGGGGCUCCCUUACGGCUGUUCUGGCAGAUAUUGAAGUAAUAUGGUCUCACGCAAUACAAAAAUACUUGGAAAUUCCACUCAAAGAUUUAAAGUAUUAUAGAUGUAUCUUGCUGAUUCCUGAUAUCUACAAUAAACAGCAUGUGAAAGAACUAGUGAAUAUGAUCUUAAUGAAGAUGGGUUUUUCAGGGAUUGUGGUCCAUCAGGAGUCUGUGUGUGCCACCUUUGGAAGUGGUUUAAGCAGCACUUGUAUCGUAGAUGUUGGAGAUCAGAAGACAAGUGUGUGUUGUGUGGAGGAUGGGGUCUCUCAUCGGAAUACUCGGCUCUGUCUGGCGUAUGGGGGCUCUGACGUGUCAAGGUGUUUCUACUGGCUGAUGCAGCGAGCUGGGUUCCCUUACCGAGAAUGCCAGCUAACAAAUAAAAUGGAUUGUCUUCUUCUACAGCACCUUAAAGAAACUUUUUGUCAUUUAGAUCAGGACAUCUCUGGGCUUCAGGAUCAUGAGUUUCAGAUUCGACAUCCGGAUUCCCCUGCCCUACUUUACCAGUUUCGAUUAGGAGAUGAAAAACUCCAGGCUCCAAUGGCUUUGUUUUACCCAGCAACUUUUGGAAUUGUUGGACAGAAGAUGACAACCUUGCAGCACAGAUCCCAGGGUGACCCUGAGGAUCCUCAUGAUGAGCAUUAUCUGCUGGCCACGCAAAGCAAGCAAGAACAGUCUGCAAAAGCUACUGCUGACCGAAAGUCUGCAUCCAAACCCAUUGGAUUUGAAGGGGAUCUUCGUGGCCAGUCCUCUGAUCUUCCAGAAAGACUCCAUGCCCAGGAGGUGGAUUUGGGAUCCUCCCAGGGAGACUGUUUGAUGGCUGGCAAUGAAUCUGAAGAGGCUCUCACAGCACUGAUGUCCAGGAAGACUGCCAUCUCGCUGUUUGAAGGGAAGGCCCUGGGCCUGGAUAAAGCCAUUCUUCACAGCAUAGACUGCUGUUCAUCUGAUGAUACCAAAAAGAAGAUGUACAGUUCCAUCCUGGUGGUAGGAGGUGGUUUGAUGUUUCAUAAAGCUCAAGAAUUUCUGCAGCACAGAAUUCUCAACAAAAUGCCACCUUCAUUCAGGCGAAUUAUUGAGAAUGUGGACGUGAUCACAAGGCCCAAGGACAUGGAUCCCCGGCUGAUUGCAUGGAAAGGAGGGGCCGUGCUGGCUUGUUUGGACACGACACAGGAGCUGUGGAUCUAUCAAAGAGAAUGGCAGCGCUUUGGUGUCCGCAUGUUACGAGAGAGAGCUGCUUUUGUGUGGUGAAAGUGGGCAGGAAGUCAGUGUUGAAGACCAAAAAUAAGCAUCCUGGUAUAAAGACUCUUAAAGAAUAUAUGUAUUUUAAUUUAUUGACUCAGAUGCUUAAGUUUCAUGGAAAAUAAAUGAAUUUUAACUUUUAUGUUGA
Molecule: messenger RNA, 2284 nt
Organism: Prionailurus viverrinus (fishing cat)
Lineage: Eukaryota; Metazoa; Chordata; Mammalia; Carnivora; Felidae
Gene: ACTR8
Product: actin related protein 8
Exons: 13
Coding region: 604-2145 (513 amino acids)
Biological process (GO): double-strand break repair; regulation of DNA-templated transcription
Cellular component (GO): Ino80 complex
Source: RefSeq, a predicted model, not a curated record